GUUUGGGGACGAAACGGCCAUAAAGCUUGAAUCGGUAAGCCACCGAGCUGCAACCUAGCUGCACCAUUGAGGGCAAAACCUACAUGGACCAUUCGGAGCACCACGACUACAGCCAGCACGCAAAUAUGUCGAGUGGAGGUGCUCACGCCGGUCAUGGGACGGUUGAUCACAGCGCGCACGAUCACACGAUGAUGGACCACGGGGCGCACGAUCACCAUCACGGAGCGGGUGGUAUGGGUGGGGCAACAGGUCCGGCCGGCAUGGUACACCAUAUGAUGUCGAUGUCGUUUCACGGUGGUUACGAUGAAACGAUCCUGUUCGAGCAGUGGAAAAUCGAUAGUCUCAGCGGGUUGCUGUGGUCGAUGUUGCUCAUCUUUGUGAUGGCUGCCCUGUACGAGGGAUUGAAAUACUACCGGGAGCAUCUAUUCUGGCGAACGUACAAUGCGCUACAGUAUCGCCCAGUCACGGUGACGGAGAAAAGCAACGGAAAUGGUGUGGCGGUAGCGGGUACAUCGACCGCCGAACGGGGCGGUGUCGGUGCGGGCGAUGGCUCCAAUGGCGCCAGCGGUGCUGGAAUAAACGAGGAGGGAGCCCGAAUCGUGCACAUGGUUGGUGAAGUGAUCCACAAACAACCGAGCAGUCAGUGCAGACCAACUAUGCUCUCGCUGAUGCACCUAUAUCAAACGGUACUGCACAUCCUCCAAGUCACCACCAGCUUCCUAUUGAUGUUGAUCUUCAUGACGUACAAUACGUGGCUCUGCCUGGCGGUUGUCCUGGGUGCCGGGCUCGGUUAUUUUCUGUUCGGAUGGAAAAAGUCCGUCAUCGUCGACGUUACCGAGCACUGUCAUUAA
Messenger RNA from Anopheles maculipalpis, 851 nucleotides. RefSeq names its product high affinity copper uptake protein 1 (gene Ctr1A). Lineage: Eukaryota; Metazoa; Arthropoda; Insecta; Diptera; Culicidae. Gene Ontology annotation, cellular component: membrane. Gene Ontology annotation, biological process: copper ion transmembrane transport. Gene Ontology annotation, molecular function: copper ion transmembrane transporter activity. The transcript is spliced from 5 exons. The coding region runs from base 84 to 851 and encodes 255 amino acids. The record is from RefSeq and is a predicted model, not a curated record.